Messenger RNA from Stylonychia lemnae, 660 nucleotides. Lineage: Eukaryota; Ciliophora; Spirotrichea; Sporadotrichida; Oxytrichidae. The record is from the annotation of a GenBank genome assembly.
AUGUUAUACAAGAUUUUGCUGGUCUCAGUGAUACCUAUUAUAGCUAGCGCUGAUAUCGUCUGUGCACCAGGUACUUAUAUAAAGGACAAUCAAUGCUUGAAGGUCCCAUAUGGAUGCUACCAGACUAGGCUUAAUGCUCUUAGCUAUAAACAGUGUCCAAAGAAUCACUACUGCGCUGAGCCAGAUCAAGAUCCAGAACCAUGUCCUUAUGGAAUGAUAUCUCUUGACACAGACCGAUGUGAGGAUCACUAUGAGUGCCACGAACAAGAUACCUUUAGAACUCAAGUUUAAAGUGCAACAUUCAAAUAUCAAACAAACGUUUAAAUCAAGAAAUUAGCUGGCCAGUCUUCUCUUGGAAAAUGUGCCAAGUUUGUAAGAGAAGCUGUUCAAUUGGCAAAAGGCUUACCAGAUGAGCCAACAGGCAUUGAAUCUGCAAAGGACUACGGCCCAUGGUUGGUAAUGCAAGGAUAUACAAGCACUUUAAAGUCAUAUACCUAGGCUUAAAUUGGAGACGUUGCAGUUAUGGAAGGAAGUAAAGAUCAUCCUCACGGUCAUAUUACCGUUUAUUGUGAUGAUGGGCACUGGAGAUCUGAUUUUGUACAGAGAAACUUCUAUCCAUACAAGGACGGCUCUUAGCCAAAUUAUGUUAUUUACGAAUGA